Salmo salar (Atlantic salmon) is the source of this 1752-nucleotide messenger RNA. Its product is annotated as SDR family oxidoreductase. The record is from RefSeq and is a predicted model, not a curated record. Lineage: Eukaryota; Metazoa; Chordata; Actinopteri; Salmoniformes; Salmonidae. Gene Ontology annotation, cellular component: cytoplasm. Gene Ontology annotation, molecular function: oxidoreductase activity.
UAAAAUGUAUACGUUCGAUUUGGGUCGCCAGAUGCGCCGAGUGGUAUUUUGGGGUUGCACUUUGGACUAGUAGUAAAUAAGGAGAAUGGAGCGGAAACAGUUCACAGACACUAAAUCAAGCGCACCUACCCUCAUUGGUCCAUUCGAGUUACUAUGAAAUUUAAACCACGCCUUCAGAUUGUAUCGCUACAAAAAUUAUUUGUGGACACUGAGACCGAUCAUACUUCUUCAUUCAACAAAGUUAUUAACAGACAUCUACUAACUAUGACUCUACAAUUCACAAAAUGUCAAUCUGUAUUAAUUACUGGAGCGAGCAGAGGCCUCGGUCUACAAAUGGUGAAAGACCUGGCGAGAAGCACCGAGAGACCCAAAACAAUAAUAGCGACUGUUCGCAAUCCAGCCGCAGCACAGGAUCUUCAAAAUAUUGCCAAGUCCUGCGAAGGUGUUCAUAUUGUACAGCUUGAUGUUGUCAGCCAGUCAAGUAUAGACUCAGCAUUGCAAGCGGUGUCAUCUAUACUGGGAAGCGAUGGGCUGAAUUGCCUCAUAAACAACGCAGCCAUCAAUCCAUCCACUGAUCUGAAGACAGUGACACCUGACUCCAUGAUGAAGACUUUUGAGAGUAAUACUGUUGCCCCUCUUUUUGUCACCAAGACAUUUCUGCCAUUGCUACAGGCAGCUGCUGCACGGGGCACUGGAAUGGGGAUCCAUAGAGCAGCUGUGAUCAACAUCUCUUCCAUACUUGGCUCCAUUAAGCUCAACUGGGGAGCCGGAGCAGCCUUCAAAAGCUAUGCCUACAGAAUCUCAAAGGCUGCCUUGAACAUGACGACAAGGUGUCUGGCCACUGACCUGGAAUCUGAAGGGAUUCUGUGCAUGGCUCUUCACCCUGGCUGGGUGCGCACUGACAUGGGUGGCCCACACGCGGAUUUGAGUGCGGAGGAAAGCAUAUCAUCUUUGCUGUCUGUUAUCACUGAUCUGACAGAAAAAAAUCAUGGGGGAUUCUUGGACUACUCUGGAAACAAGCUACAAUGGUGAAGCUCAACUUGGAAACAGUAACUUGUGGAAUGGGUUAUGUGCAGUUGUUCUGCUGGUGCUGCCAACAGUUCACUGGGACAAAACACUGAGCAGAGAUCACAGAAUAGAACGAACAACUGCAACAUCAUGCUAUUAUGUUGCUCAGCAAUCUCUGAUUCCUUUGUAUCUAGUUGGUCUGAGAGAGAACUUGGGAGAUUUGACAUUUUAAAUUGGAGACUUUGUUUCAUCUGAGUGGUUUGGGUUGUUGUUACACUUUCUAAAGGUAAUCUCACUGUUUGAAUACAAAAUAUAUACUGUAUAAUACAUAUAUAGGAACAACAAUGUUUUGCCAUUCAAAGGUUUUAUUCAAUCCAUUUCUUUCAAAUUAUAAUAAGAACGUGAUUAAUCUGUAUAGCAUAUUGUUGUUAUGAUGACACCAGUAUCCAGUAUAAUGGGAAAUGUACAGAUACUGUUGUUUGUAGGCGGGUGAGGCAUAGAGAAGAGAUCAGUUGAACUAGGGCUGACCCAUCUCUUCUGAUGUGAGAGAGGAAGGCAUGGUAUCCAGAGCUCCGAUUUCUGUAAGGUAGAUGACAAAACAUUUGAGUGAGCACAGUUAGUUAGAUGGUUAUAACUGAUUAGGACUAUGCUAGUAUUUGCUCUGUUCCAAAUGUUGUCGCAACAUAUAGCCAGGAAUCUUGACUAUAAAUGUAAUCUGUAAAUAAAUUUGAAAUACAAAUAUAA